Messenger RNA from Paramecium sonneborni, 731 nucleotides. The record is from the annotation of a GenBank genome assembly. Lineage: Eukaryota; Ciliophora; Oligohymenophorea; Peniculida; Parameciidae.
AUGUUAAAGAAAAGAUUUCUUUUCAUAUUUGAUUUUGACAAUACUAUAGUAAAUGAUAACACAGAUACUUACAUUUGGAAAUUACUUCCACAAGGUCAGAAAAGUUUACCUUCCCAAUUUGAAAAAGAAAAGCAUUGGAAUAAAUUUAUGAGAAAAGUCUUAUAGUUUUAUUAUCAUAAUGACAUAAGUGUUUAAUAGAUAAAAAGUUGUUUAUAAGAAAUGGAAUUAACUUAAGGUUUUGGUGAAUUGUUUGAUUUCAUAAGGUAUAAUAAUUAUAAUAAAUAUUUUUUAGAACAAAUAAGGAGUAAAUUGAAUGUAUAAUUGCUAGUGAUUCAAAUACUUAUUUCAUAGAUUCUAUAUUAGAUAAGUAAGGAUUUAAGGAUGUAAUCGAUAAAAUUUAUACUAAUCCAGUAUAAAUAAUUGAUGAUAUGGAAAUAUCCAUUUUCCCAUAUCAUAAAAAUGAUUGCGAAUCUACAUGUCCAAGAAAUAUGUGCAAAAGAACUAUUAUUAUGGAUAAUUAUCAAUUAACUAAUUAUGAAAAGGUAUGCUAUUUUGGAGAUGGCAAAAAUGAUUAUUGUCCAGGAACAAUAUUAAGAAAUGAAGACAUUAUAUUUGUUAGAAAAGGUUAUGGUUUAGAAAAGUUAAUUCAAAAAAAAGAUUUGUUAUGUGAAAAAGUUUAUUUUGAAUCAGGAAUAGAUUGUAUCAAUAGACUGAAGAAUCUAUUUUUGUGA